This is a messenger RNA of Carya illinoinensis, 594 nucleotides long. Its product is annotated as putative calcium-binding protein CML19. The coding region runs from base 1 to 594 and encodes 197 amino acids. The transcript has a single exon. Gene Ontology annotation, molecular function: calcium ion binding. The record is from RefSeq and is a predicted model, not a curated record. Lineage: Eukaryota; Viridiplantae; Streptophyta; Magnoliopsida; Fagales; Juglandaceae.
AUGAUCAAAGCUAAACACGAUGCAUCUUCUUCUCCUCCUCCUCUUAUUGAUGAGAAGCCUAAUAGUGUGACAUCUCCGAAAUCAGCUCUGGGAAGAUUACGUCGCAAACUGUCUUCGAGAAAGAGUACUGAAAAGCAGCGUUCUCUUUCGGGUUCUGAUUCGGAGAUGAUGAGCAAAUUCUGCAGCGAGCUCCAAAGGGUGUUCGAUUACUUGGACGUGGAUGGAGAUGGUAAAAUAUCUCCUGCCGAGUUGCAAGGCUGCGUGACCACAGUGGGGGGCACUGUGUCCGUGGAUGAGGCGGAAGAAACCGUGAAGUCGUGUGACUUGAAUGGGGAUGGGCUGCUGGACUUCGAGGAAUUCCAAAAGCUAAUGGAGACAAGCGGGGAAGAGGAAGAGAAUGACACGCUCAAAGAGGCUUUUGCUAUGUAUGAGAUGGAGGGGACCGGUUGCAUCACCCCCACAAGCAUGAAGAGAAUGCUGAGUCAACUCGGCGAUUCCAAGUCCGUUGAGGAUUGUAAAGCUAUGAUCCGAAAGUUUAAUCUCAAUGGAGAUGGAGUUCUCAGCUUUGAACAGUUCAGAAUUAUGAUGCAUUGA